ACUGGAGAGAAGCCUGAAGUCGAAGCCAUCAUGGCCGCCAGCUCCGACUCCCUCCCGUUGGGGGAGAUUGAACGGGCUGUAACGGCAGGUGUGCGGGCUGAGGCUCCGCUUCAAACUGCCGUUCUGUCCUAAACACCAUUAAUGGGGAGUCAAGUAUGAAGGCUACGGCUCCGCUGACUUGCUGCCAGCUGAGCGAGCUUCAUCCGCACAGAUGGAGCUCCUGCGCGUGGGGGGAUGGUUCAGCCUCAUCGUUCUAUCUGCGGCACAGAACAUGACGCACAGCCGUGGCCCUCCUCCACCCUCCUACCUGCUGCUGGCUCCCAGCGUGCUGCGACCCGGGGUUCCACCGUCGCUGUCUGUCACCAUCCUCAGCAGCUCAUCUGUCACUGUAAAAGCCAACAUUGUUCACCACACGCAGCCUGUGGCCUCCAUCUCUGCCACAGUUAAAGGAGGUUCGACUAAGCUGUUGACUUUUCCACCUAUCCAUGGCAACGAGUCCAGUCUCCCCUUCAGCUUGAAUGUCAGCGGUUACGUGGGCUCGGUUCAGGUGUUUUCCAACGUAACGGAGCUGCACUUUGACCCCAAAGACCACUCCACCUUCAUUCAGACAGACCAACAGAAGUAUCGGCCCGGCCAAGUGGUGAAGAUCAGAGCCGUGUCCGUCCGCCCCAAUGGGAAACCCUACAGCCGUCCACUGGACGUCACCGUCAGCGACCCGAGAGGGAACCUGCUCAGACAGUGGCUGGCUGCUAACGCAGACCUCGGAGUCGUCUCCAGAGAGUUUGAGCUGUCUGAAAACCCUCCUUUAGGCGACUGGACCAUUGUUGCUACAAGUAACAACGUCUCCAGUAGCAAGCGUUUCACCGUGGCUCAUUCCGUGACGCCCGCAUGUGAAGUUCUGAUUAAUGCUCCGGCCGUGGUCUACGUCGCCGACACCCUGUCGGGCUCCGUCACGGCCAGGUACUCGUACAGGAAGCCCGUCCAGGGAAGCAUGAGCAUUCGAUUCCGCCUGCAUUCCUGGAGCAGCGUGGAGGUUUAUGAAGAACACAGAGAGAUCGACGGCACAGCCGGGUUCUCAUUCCGAGACGCCGACUACUCGUUUCUGGAGGAAUCUGUGGAGCUGUUCACCGACCUGCAAGAUGAGUUUGUGACUAUUGAAGUUAAUGUGACUGAAGACGUCACAGGUUUCACAUGCAGCAGCAACACAAAAGUGUUUGUGGCAAAACAUUUGUAUAAACUUUCAUUCGAGGACUUUCCUCAGGUUUUAAGGCCCAACCUGAACUUCACUGCUCGUUUGAAGCUGUCUACGUACAACAACCAACCACUGUCACUGGACGACCAACAGAAAACUGUUCAGGUGUCAGUGAUGCAGCAGAAGCUGAGUGUGUCGACCUGGGCAGGGAACCAGAACCAGGCUUUGUUUAGUCCAAAUGUGUCUGGUCUUUCUUGGUCGCCUCCAGACGAGCCGAGACCUCUAGAACUUUGGUUCCAGGUUCCUGCGGAUGGAGUCAUACCUCUCAGCAUUUUCGUCCAGGACGGCACUGGAAUCCUCAUCAUUGAUGCUGCUUUUGAGGACAGCCAGAACACCCUGCAGGUCCAGAGAACCUACACGUCCCCCGGUGACUUUUACCUGCAAAUCCAGAAACCGGCCACAGCUGCUCAGAUCGGUUCUCCCUUCCGGCUGCACGUUGAAAGGAACUUCCCAAAUGCUGUGCUUCACUACAUAGUGAAGUCUGGAGGUCAGGUGGUUUCUGCUGGGAAGAGCACCGAUGACGUGAGGCUGGUCCCAGAGGCCUCCUGGUCUCCUCUCGCCUCGGUCCUCGUCUACACAGUGACCUCCAGCCAGGAGGUUGUCAACGACGCGAUCGAGCUGCCAAUCGCACCACCCUUUCAGAACCAGGUGUCUCUCAGAUGGAGCACGCCUUCAAGGAGACCAGGUGAUGACGUCACUCUGAGCAUCACUGUGGCGGAGCCGGGCUCUCUGGUCGGGAUCCUGGUGGUCGACACGCUCACGCAGUGGAUGGGAUCCAACGACAUCACAGAGGAGAAGGUGCUGGAGGGCCUGAAGGAUCCUGCUGGACACACACAGGGGAGAUCAGAUCCGUACGCCAUCUUUGAGUCCUGUGGUCUCCUGGUUCUCACUGAUGCCAGUCUGCACCGUGUAGUGAGUGACCUGAGUCCCGUUCCUUUGACAGCGUCCGACCUGCGUCCUGCAGCUGAGGUGCGUGAGCGCUGGAACUUCCCUGAGACCUGGUUGUGGAUGGAGGUUAAAACAGGUGGUUCCAAGCGGGCGCAGGUAACUGUGACUGUCCCUGACACCGUGGGCCGGGCCGUGUGGACCGCCUCCGCCUUCGUGGUGUCUGAGAACCUGGGCCUGGGCUUCGCCGACAGACCUGCUCAGCUCACGGUGUUUCGGGAUCUCUUCCUGGCGCUGAAUCUACCGGCCUACGUGAUCCGAGGAGAGGUGCUGCUGCUGGAGGUGGUUCUGUUCCACAAGCUCCCGCUGAACCUGGAGGUAACUGUGACUGUGGAACACAGCAACGCCUUUGAGUUGGACUUCUCAGAAGUGGAGCGUCCCGCCGUCCCCGGCACCCGCCGCGUCUCUGUGGAGAGUGGGAGGCAGCGGUCCGUCCUCUUUCCCAUCAAGCCCCUGGUCCUGGGGGAGACGCUGCUCUCUGUAGAGGCUGCGUCAUCCAUGGGGUCUGAGCUCGUCCGCAGGACUUUGCUUGUCAAGGCUGAAGGACUGGAGCAGAGCUUCUCCUCCUCCAUGCUGCUGGAGCUUUCGUCGUCACAGCCCAGUCUCUCCAGAGACGUGGCCUUCUCCUUUCCUGCAGACGUUGUGGAGGGCAGCAGCCGAGUCUCAGUGACGGCCGUCGGGGACAUUCUGGGCCCGUCCAUCCACGGUCUGGACUCUCUGAUCCAGUUGCCUCAUGGCUGCGGUGAACAGAACAUGAUCAACUUUGCACCAAACAUCUACAUCCUCCAGUAUCUGAGCGCCACUGGACAGCUGGACGCGGACAUCAGGACCAGGGCCAUAGACUACAUGAUGAAAGGCUACGAGCGGGAGCUUUCCUACCAGCGGGCAGACGGCUCCUUCAGCGCGUUCGGAGAGCAGGACGCGUCUGGAAGCACCUGGCUCACCGCCUUCGUGCUGAGGUGUUUCCUGCAGGCGCGGCCCUUCGUCGGCGUGGACGCCCGCGUGCUGCAGCGGGCGGCGGCCUGGCUGGCGUCCAGGCAGGGCAGCGACGGGAGGUUCGAGGAGCCGGGCCGCGUCAUCCACACGGAGCUGCAGGGAGGUCAAGAUGGGCCCAUCGCUCUCACAGCCUACGUCCUCAUCGCCCUGCUGGAGGACAGCGACAUCAGGGCGCAGUAUCGGAGCCAGGUGUCAUCGGGCCUGCUCUUCCUGGAGACGCGCUUGGCUCUGGGCGUGUCCGGUAACUACAGCCUCAGCCUGCUCACCUACGCGCUGGCGCUGCAUGGCAGCGCCAACGCCAACGCGGCCCUCGGCACCCUGCUGGGACGGGCGGAGCCGGCGGCGGAGGCGGACGCGGUGCCCGUGUGGCGCUUCCCAGAGCGCGGCCUGUCGCCGUCGUGGCAGCCUCGCUCCGCACACAUUGAAAUGGUGUCCUACGUGCUGCUGUCUGAGCACAGACUGGGCCGCAUCCUCGACGGCAUCGCCCUCAUGAAGUGGCUCAGCCAACAGCGAAACCACAUGGGAGGAUUCGGAAGCACUCAGGACACGGUCACGGCUCUGCAGGCCUUGUCCACGUUGGCAGCUUUGGGACAAUCGAACAGCCUCAACGUCAGCCUCACGGUCAACGCCGACGCCUCCACCACCGUGGCCUCCUUCCACAUCCAGCCGGACAACUACCUGCUCCCCCAGAGCCAGGAGCUCGUGCCGGCGCAAGAGCUGCAGCUCCAGAUGAAGGCGUCGGGUCAUGGAUUCGCCGUGUGUCAGCUCAACGUGUUUUACAACAUCAGGGAUGAGACGCUGAUGAGGAGGAAGCGAGAGGCCACUGCCGGUGAAGCCUUCGACCUGGACGUCCAGCUGGAAGACGCAGAGCUGAGCUCAGGUCGCCUGCUCGUCUGCUACAGCCUGUCGGAGGCCGUGGGCCUCAGCGCCACGGGCAUGGCCGUGCUGGAGGUGGGGCUGCAGAGCGGCUUCAGCCUGGCGCCGAGCGGCGUGCGGGCGGGCGGCGGCGUGAAGAGGGUGGAGGCGCCGCCGGGGAGGGUCAUCGUGUACCUGGACUCUGUGACGACCAAGGAGGCGUGUGUGACGGUUCCUCUGUUCCUGGAGUUCAAGGUGGCCCGAGUCCAGGAAGCAGCUGUUGUCCUCUAUGACUACUAUGAACCCAGGCGACGAACGGUGAGGACGUAUGAGUCCUACUGGAGGAGGUACGCGUCGGUCUGCUUCUUCUGUGGCGAGCGCUGCAGUGACUGUAGAGAGGACGAUGACGGGUUCUACCCUGCGUCGCACGCCGUCAGAACCCUGUCGCCGAGCGCGUUAGUAGCGGCGCUGCUCAUCGCUGCCUUCAGCGCCUAGAAGACGUCCUUGACGCGUGAUUGACUUCAUUUACUGUGGAGUUCAUGCAUCAAUUAAAGUUGUA
Molecule: messenger RNA, 4607 nt
Organism: Betta splendens (Siamese fighting fish)
Lineage: Eukaryota; Metazoa; Chordata; Actinopteri; Anabantiformes; Osphronemidae
Gene: cd109
Product: CD109 molecule
Exons: 34
Coding region: 212-4543 (1443 amino acids)
Cellular component (GO): extracellular region
Molecular function (GO): endopeptidase inhibitor activity
Source: RefSeq, a predicted model, not a curated record